CUUCUUAAACAAUUUGAAAAUAAACCUCAGUAAAAAUUCACGUGUUUUCCAUGUGGUUCGUAUGUAAUUAUUGCCACUGGAAACAAUGGAAAAUUUUAAUGUUACAACAGCAUUUACCUCUCUUUGUAAGCACAUCGAUGUAAAUAAAUUAUCUGUAGAGAUUCGGCGAGAUAUACAACGUUUACUAUCAAAACAAAUAAAAUCUUCAUUAGAUUAUCAACAGAUGCUUGAUAUUGUAUCCUCUCUACUUCUAGAGGAAUCAUACACUCUUCUUGUUGCUGAUUAUUUUAGCCCAUUACUAUUAGAAUUAUUAACUCAUUGUAAAAUAUCAGAAAAUCUACAUUACAGAACAUGCUUUAGUAAAUAUGAAAUCAUUGGAAUUAUUCUUGCAAAAUUAGUUGGAAAAUAUUCUGUUGUUUCUGAAUUUUGUUUGCAUUAUUUUGAUGGUCAACCAUCUCUUUUGGAAAGAUAUGAACAAAAUGAAGAAUUUGCUUGUAAAAAAAAGAAAAUGGAUGGUGAAAUUUAUGAUGAUAUCCUACAAAAACUGCUUGAAGCAACUUUUUGCCUUCUUAUUCAUAAUUUUAACUUUUUUCGUAAAAUCUGGAAUUUAAGUAUUCUUGUAGAUAUGAUUAAGGACAAGAAUUUAGAUAUUAAAUGGUUUUCUUUUCCAUUCUGUCAUGAAAUCUUUAUUAUUUUCAAUCAAGUUCUAACGAUUAAAUUACAGCUUCUACUAGGAAGUCAUUGUUGUACAGAUAUACCUGGAGAAUUUAUUUGGAAACCUGGUCCUCUUACACAAGCAAUGAUUUCAGGAUCUUGGUUACUUCUAGAAGAUAUAGAUUAUGCACCAAUGGAUAUAAUGUCUCUCAUAAUUCCAGUUCUUCAAUCAAAAAGUCUUAUGCUGCCAGGUCAUGCUGAUUUACAUAACUCAACAAAUUUAGUAUUAGUACCUUCAGUUAAAUUGACACUUCGAAAUUUAUCACUUGGAAUUGUGGCUGGAGAAUGUAUGUUACUUCAAGGUGCUGUAGGGUGUGGUAAAACAGCAUUAAUAGAAUACAUGGCACAAAUAACAGGAAGACAAUUAAUUAAGGUUCAACUAGGAGAUCAGAUUGACAGCAAGAUAGUAAUAAAUAACAUCUGA
This is a messenger RNA of Centruroides sculpturatus (bark scorpion), 1138 nucleotides long. Its product is annotated as midasin-like. Gene Ontology annotation, biological process: ribosomal large subunit assembly; rRNA processing. The transcript has 8 exons. NCBI's taxonomy places the organism in Eukaryota, Metazoa, Arthropoda, Arachnida, Scorpiones, Buthidae. Bases 86 to 1138 code for a protein of 350 amino acids. The record is from RefSeq and is a predicted model, not a curated record. Gene Ontology annotation, cellular component: preribosome, large subunit precursor.